Messenger RNA from Dermatophagoides pteronyssinus (European house dust mite), 2476 nucleotides. RefSeq names its product solute carrier organic anion transporter family member 74D-like. NCBI's taxonomy places the organism in Eukaryota, Metazoa, Arthropoda, Arachnida, Sarcoptiformes, Pyroglyphidae. The record is from RefSeq and is a predicted model, not a curated record. Gene Ontology annotation, cellular component: basolateral plasma membrane. Gene Ontology annotation, molecular function: protein binding. Gene Ontology annotation, biological process: transmembrane transport; sodium-independent organic anion transport.
UCAUAAUCAUUAGAAAAUUUUCUUAGGAAGAAGAAAGAAAUUAUUAAUUUUUUUCUUCAUUUUUUUACAUAGUUUUUUCCAAUGUUAUUGAGAAUAUAAUUCUAUCGAAAAAGAAGAAAAUUUAUUGACCAAAAAAUGUCCAAUAAUCGACAAUCGAUGGAUACGUCCAUCGCCGUUAAAAAUUCGAACAAAAUUUUAACAAAAAAUCAUUAUGUUGUUGAUGAUGAUGAGGAAGAUGAAGAAAAAUUAACAUCCUGUGGUAUUGGUUCAUGGCGUCCAAAAUGGUUACAAUUUUUUUCAAGUCCAAUAUUUUUUCUUAUCAAUCUAUCAUUGGUCGGUAUUAUACAAAGUAUGAAUGGACCGAUAUUUUUUUCAACAAUGAGUACAUUGGAAAAACGUUAUGCAUUUGAUUCAAAAAUAUCUGGUAUCAUUUUGAUUGCCGAUAAUAUUUCACAAUUUAUGAUUAGUCCACUUGCUGGUUAUCUUGCUAUACGUUUUAAUCGAGCAAGAUUGAUUGCUGUUAGUGAAUUGUUUUUAGCAUUUGCAUGUUUUCUAACAGCAUCGCCAUAUUUUAUUUAUGGUCCAGCGGAAUUAUAUGAUCACCAUGAUAAUGGCAAUAUGACUAUUGGAGUUAAUAAUAAUUGGUUAGUGAAUAUUACACAAACAACACCGAUACCACCGAUAAUCAAUGGACAAUCAUCGAUACCGAUAAUAACAGCUGGACAAUCUGCAUCAUCAUCAAUAUUUCAAAAUUUAAAAAAUAAUCAUAAAUCAUUGCAAAUGUGUUCAGAUAAUAAUGCCGAAAUUAAUGAAAUGAGAUGUUUGGAUAAACGUGGCCAUACAAAAUGGCUUGCUGUUAUAAUAUUAUUUUUCGGUUGUUUUUUCAAAGGUAUCGGUUUUACCUGUUAUUUUGUUAUCGGUUUUCCUUAUCUGGAUGAUAAUGUUGGUAAAAAAAAUUCACCAAUCUAUAUGAGCAUUAUACAAGCGAUACGUUUAAUUGGUCCAGCUUGUGGAUAUUUAUUGGCAUCAUUUUGUCUAAGAUUUUAUGAAAAUCCUUUGGCAAAUGUAGGAAUUACACGAACAGAUCCACGUUUUGUUGGUGCAUGGUGGCUUGCAUUCUGUAUAACGGGAACAUUAUUGUUUAUUGUAACAUUACCGAUGUUUUUAUUUCCGACACAAUUUAAAACAGCUUCAUGCAAAGCAACUAAAAUGAAAAAACGAAUGAAACAAGCCGGUGGUAGUUUACAGGCAUUUAAACGUUUUCUUACAAAUCCAUUUAUUAUGUUAUAUCUUGCUGGCAGUAUAUUCCGUUAUAUUGGUAUCGGUGGUUAUAUAAUGUUGAAACCAAAAUUUAUUGAAUCACAAUUUAGACAAUCAUCAUCAUCGGCUAGUUUUAUAACCGGUACAACAUCAAUCUUACCAAUGGCUAUUGGAAUAUUAUUGGGUGGUGCAAUGUUGGCAUUGUUUCGGCCAAAUGCUCGUGCUAUAUUGAUUUAUGUUUUUUUCGCUGAAGGUUUAUCAAUUUUUUCAAUGGGUUCGGGAAUGUUUUUAGGUUGUGAUCCGGUACAAAUGGAUGGUAAUUAUAAUUCAUUAGGAAGAUUUACAAUGAAUGCACCAUGUAAUCAAGAUUGUUCGUGUACAACCAAUUCAUUUGCACCGGUUUGUGCUCCCGAUGGACGAACAACAUUUUUUUCGCCUUGUUUUGCCGGUUGUCGAGAAAUAUUUAUGGCAAAUCAAACAUUAACCGAUUGUUCCUGUAUAAAAGAUGUAAAUAAUGAUAAUCCAGCUCAUAUUGGUUAUUGUCAACGUGAUAUUGAUAAAUGUACAAAUUUAGUUCCAUAUUUGAUGGUUGUACUUGGUGGUUCUAUUGUAUCAGCAACAGCACGUACAGCUAAUGCAUUAAUAUCAUUCAGAUCGGUCGAUCCAAUGGAUAAAGGAUUUACAAUUGGUGCUGCAUCAGCAUUUAUGGCUAUUUUCGCAUUCAUACCAUAUCCAUUAAUAUUUGGUAAUAUUGCCGAUGCUUCAUGUAAAAUUUGGGAAUCACGUUGUGGUAAAUCAGGAAAUUGUUGGCUUUAUGAUCAGAAAAAAUUUCGUACAUUUUUUCAUGGCGGUGUUGCAUUUUUUUUGACAUUGGGUAGCAUAUUUGAUUUUGCAAUGAUAUUCUAUGCUGAUCGUAUUAAAAAUUUCUAUGGUGAUGAAGAUGAUGAUGAUAAUAAUAUUGAUAGUGAUGAUGGUAAUAAUAUUGAUCAUGAAUCGCCACCAGUAAUGAUCCAAGAAAGAAAUACAAGACAAUUAUCAAGAAAUUUUCCACCAAAAUCAGAAAUGCAUGAAUUUAGCAAUCAAAAUAUGCCUAAAUACCAGAAAUAAAAACAACAACAAGCCUAAAGAACAAUCAACUUUUAAAGAAUAUUCUUUUGUUGAAGCAAUCAUAACAAUUUUUUUCAAAAAUUUCAAUACUGGAUUAUCAAAAUUAUCA